AUUUCUUUCUCUCUCUUCACUCUUAACACUUUGCUCUUCACUCUCUCUCUCUCUCUCUCUUAAUUAUAGCCGCCAUCACACACACGCUCUUCGUUAUUUGGCAAUUUUAAUCGUCGAUUCAGAGCUUAAUUCAAAAACCCAUCUUUGUUCUUCAUCAUCUUCGACGAAAUUAGGCGAAAUCAUAAUUUUCAAACCGUGGAAAUGGUUGGAUAUACGAUAAAUCUGAAAAAGAAGAAGAAGAAGGCGCCGGAGUGGCUAGGACCAUUACUGAAGAGCAAGUUCUUUGGUUCUUGCGUAAUUCAUCAAGAACUCCGCAAAAAUGAGAAGAAUCUGUUCUGCAUCGACUGUAACCGAUGUAUCUGCCAGCACUGCCUCUCCUCUUCUACUCAUUACCUUCAUGUGCUUCUUCAGAUCCGUAGAUAUGUCUAUCAUGACGUUGUUCGCCUGCAUGAUAUGCAGAAGCACAUAGAUUGUUCCAAAGUCCAGACAUAUCUGAUAAAUCAAGCAAAGGUCAUAUUUCUGAAUCCUCGUCCGCAACUGAAACCAUCGAAGACGAACAGCGGCGCUGCUUGUGAAGUCUGUGACAGAAGCUUACAAGAGCCUAACCGAUACUGCUCGAUCGCUUGCAAGAUUUCAGGAGUUGCAGAGAAGGGGAGGGAUCAGGGCCCUCGCUCUCCAUUUAUGCCUUUUACAAUUCCAGAAUUUAAUGAUCUACCCAUGAAAGAGGAUAGAGAUGCAGACUCUGUAGUGGAAUCUAGUGAAGAGAAGGAGAAUUCUCCACCCAGUUGGAGUCCAGCAUUGAAGCCAAAGAAGCAAUUGCGCAAGAGAAAGGGAAUUCCUCGCAGAGCUCCCCUGUGCUGACUUGUUCUCAGCUUGCACAUUCAAUCUCAUCUUCCUCUCUCUUUCUUUGUCUCCCUUUUUUGUUUUAGAAGAUGUUAUUAUUAUGAUAAUAUCAUUAAAAAAAAAAAAAAAGAAUUUUAGUGCAAUAAUUAAAGAAAAAGGAAAAGGAAAAAGGGAAAAAUGGAAAAUCAUACCAAUAUACAUCUCUCCUUCCCUUUUACUGAUUAUGGUUGUACAGCAUAAGAAUUAAGGAGGAAGAUGGUGGACCUUCAUGCACCCUCUUCUGCUGCAAGGAUUCAUAAUAUUCUUCCAAUCUCUUUUCUAUCUCAAUUCACUCUUUCUGUGGGCUUGAGGGAUCUAUUCAGUAUUAUUACAUUUUGGGUGGAAAAUUUUGUAUCUGAUGACUAUGGAAAUGGAAUUAUUCCUUCUUUUUCA
Molecule: messenger RNA, 1275 nt
Organism: Macadamia integrifolia
Lineage: Eukaryota; Viridiplantae; Streptophyta; Magnoliopsida; Proteales; Proteaceae
Product: protein RGF1 INDUCIBLE TRANSCRIPTION FACTOR 1
Exons: 4
Coding region: 202-861 (219 amino acids)
Molecular function (GO): zinc ion binding
Source: RefSeq, a predicted model, not a curated record